AUGUUGGUUCCCAAUAUCUUUGCUGCUACAGCAGUUCUCUGCACUUUCGUCUCUGGAAUUCCUCUUGAAGAAUACAACAAGGCCACUGUUCCACCGCUAGGAACAGCAACGGGGGCUGAUGGAGUGUCAACAGAAGUCGUUCCAGAGCCUGUUUAUCUCCGAACAUACAACACAGCCACAAAUCCACCGCUGAGAACAGCAAUGGAGCCUGAUCAAGUGGCUGUCGUUCCUCUUUCGCAGAAGAAACAUAAUGAGCCCAUAAUCCAAGAAUCGAAAAUCAGAUGGGAACCCGAUGAUGAAGUUAUUCAAAAGAGAGGACCGGGAUUUGGCAAACCAUCAUCACCUGUUCCUGGGAAGCCAGCUACAAAAAAACCUAAAACUAAGUUCAGAUUCCCCUGGAGCAGAAAGCCUGUUCACAACCCACGAACGCCACCUAAGCCAAGGAAUUGGGAGAACCCUAAGCACGAGUUUUGA
This is a messenger RNA of Hymenoscyphus albidus, 474 nucleotides long. Lineage: Eukaryota; Fungi; Ascomycota; Leotiomycetes; Helotiales; Helotiaceae. The record is from the annotation of a GenBank genome assembly.